Kogia breviceps (pygmy sperm whale) is the source of this 336-nucleotide messenger RNA. RefSeq names its product tachykinin precursor 4 (gene TAC4). Lineage: Eukaryota; Metazoa; Chordata; Mammalia; Artiodactyla; Physeteridae. Gene Ontology annotation, molecular function: substance P receptor binding. The coding region runs from base 1 to 336 and encodes 111 amino acids. The record is from RefSeq and is a predicted model, not a curated record. Gene Ontology annotation, biological process: positive regulation of cytosolic calcium ion concentration; tachykinin receptor signaling pathway; inflammatory response. The transcript is spliced from 5 exons.
AUGCUGCUGUACCUGCCCCCCCUGCUUCUCCUGAUGGGGCUGUCUGCUUGCACUGUGGCAGGUGACAGGGAACUGGCACUUGAUGCUGAAGCUGGGUCCUGGGUGACCGUGACCCCGGAGGAAGAUGUUGUGCCCAGCAUUCAGCUCCAGCUCUGGGAAGUGAAGAAGGGCAAAGUGAGCCAGUUCUUUGGACUGAUGGGGAAGCAGGUGGGAGGAAUACCUCCCAUCCAGCCAGAGAGAAGAGGGUAUCAGCGAGGACCAGUAGUCCAGGGCCACCUGGGCAGGGGAGGACCAUCUACAGAAGGCCAAGAGGAUGAGGACCACUGGUCAGAGUGA